AUGGAGCGUCCAAAUCAGCCCAUUGACGAUGCCACGGUUCUCAAGCGUGAGAAGUUUACAGUCAAAACGUUGUCUCAAAUUACUGACAGGGUGGUGGCAGAUUACUCUGGGGAGUUCUCACAUUGGAACUUCUCGCACAAAGUCCGUCAAAAGGUUGGACACUACCUAGAUGAUGCCGAGCCGUCACUCAACGGCAAUGAUGAUCCGCGACUGGCUUCGCCCAAACCCAAGUAUGUCGAAUACUGGCGCGCUACACAGCUGCAAGGGUCCGCCUCUCGGGUUCGGGGUAUCCUCAACAUCCUACCCCCAAAGAGUAUAGCAAUGUUCCUUGCACUGUUGGCUAUCGGCACUCAGUUUGCGCAUAUGGGAUCCGGUGACUUGGCCGUAACUACGGCAGGUAACAGUGAGGAGGAGAUUAUGGAAAGAGAAGCAGGGACCGUAUUCUACGAAGCAGCCACUACACUCUUGCCAGAUGUUAUCACCAUGGCGUCACUUGAAAGUGUCCAGGCAUGCCUACUCUUGGCUCACUACACGUUACCUUUAGACGCACAUGGAUUGGCAUAUACAUACCUGGGGCUCGCUAUCAAAAUGGCCAUCCAAAACGGUAUGCACCGAAGGCCUCGAGGUGUCGAGCUUGACAGCUGGACAGUUGAGAUGAGAAACAGACUUUGGUGGACAUCGUUCACUCUUGAAAGACGCGUGAGUGUGCUACAUGGUCGACCAGCUUCCAUCACUGCCAUGGAGAUGGAUACAGAGCUGCCACAAGAUCUGCCAGAGUUUCGACAUGAUGGACAGGUAUCUCAUUACGAGAACAUGAUGGCCAUGAUACAUCUGACUGGCAAUCUUGGAGAUAUUGCUACAGCCUUAGCAUUCCUCAAACGAUGCCCCAAACAUUUACAAUCCACCUAUUUUGAUAGGAUCUUGUUGAUCCGUGAGAAGCUUUCCGCAUGGUGGUCAUCCCUCCCAGAAGAUGUCCAGACACCAUCUGAGUCAUCGCCACUUUUCCGUGCAAAUGCCCACCUCAAGCUCAACUACCACCUCGUUCAAAUCUUCACUGGUAGACCGUUCAUCUUUCUCGAAUCGUCACCAUUGAAGGACACGGGCAACAGUACCCCUCGUCAAAGCCGGCGGGCUAUUCUCGUAUCAGACGCUCUCGAAGCAGCAUUCGACACCAUAGACUUACUAGAACAUCUCCACGAAACUACUGGCCUGGCCCGAGCAAGCUAUACUGAAUUUAGUUCAUGUCGGGCUUCACUUCUAUUAGUUCUCGCUCACAGUCUCAACCACAGUAAUGAACGGUCGAGAAUGGCGGUGCGGCAGGGCAUGAGGUUUAUCAAGGCCAUGUCCGUGGGGAACAAUAUGUCGACUAAAUCGGAAGCGUCCCUGAUUGAGACGAUAGAAGCGGCUGUCCGGCGUAUCUAUUCACGAAGAAGUUCCUCAUCAGGGGAACAGCGAGUGGAUAAUCAGGAGCUUCACAGUAGUUAUGAUAGAUUCAAAGAGUGGACUACACUAUUCGCUGGAGGUGGCACCUUCGCUACAGAGUCCCCCUCUGUUUCGAACUCAUCGGGGGCUAGUAAUGGUGCAGCAGCUGGGUGGCAUGAUGAAGCCACGGCGAUGGCCGAUCUUAUGAAUUGGACAGAACGUAUGGACGGUGAUAUAGAGACGAGAGUCUCCGUUGAUGGUUUUUCCGAUGGUCAGGUCAACUUGAUGGACACAGAUACUCUUGAGAUCAAUUGGGAUGAUUUUGGCUGGCAUGGAAGUACGUAG
This is a messenger RNA of Fusarium coffeatum, 1767 nucleotides long. RefSeq lists its product as uncharacterized. The record is from RefSeq and is a predicted model, not a curated record. NCBI's taxonomy places the organism in Eukaryota, Fungi, Ascomycota, Sordariomycetes, Hypocreales, Nectriaceae. Gene Ontology annotation, molecular function: zinc ion binding; DNA binding. Gene Ontology annotation, biological process: DNA-templated transcription. Bases 1 to 1767 code for a protein of 588 amino acids. The transcript is spliced from 5 exons.